This is a messenger RNA of Branchiostoma floridae (Florida lancelet), 3539 nucleotides long. Its product is annotated as T-box transcription factor TBX2-like. The record is from RefSeq and is a predicted model, not a curated record. Gene Ontology annotation, cellular component: nucleus. Bases 262 to 2481 code for a protein of 739 amino acids. Gene Ontology annotation, biological process: regulation of transcription by RNA polymerase II; positive regulation of DNA-templated transcription; cell fate specification. Lineage: Eukaryota; Metazoa; Chordata; Leptocardii; Amphioxiformes; Branchiostomatidae. Gene Ontology annotation, molecular function: RNA polymerase II cis-regulatory region sequence-specific DNA binding; DNA-binding transcription factor activity, RNA polymerase II-specific. The transcript is spliced from 6 exons.
CACGAUUGAUACGAUAAUGUCAUAAGCACGUUGUGGGUUCCGACACCUUUUAUAGCUCAUAUAUCUUGUAAACUUGUCAAACGCACGCCUCUCUGGCGAGGGGAUUGGCUGCAACGCGUAAAAUAGCCAAUCAAGGGGACCGUCUCAUUAGUGGCUGGCGGCUAGUCACCCCGGGUCGUUUGCUUGCAUGCUGACUUGUGCGUCGGACUGGUCAUUCACUGAACACAAGCAGUCUGUACGCAGGAGAGAGAGAGAGAGUCGAUGUUACACGAACAGAUACCAGUGCCGACCAUGGCGUACCACCCGUUCCUGGCGGCCUCCAAGGCGCUGGAUUUCCCCAUGCCGUCGUUCCUGGCCCAGCCGGGCCUGUUCCCGGGGAUGCCGUUGCUGCCCAGCGGCGCUCACGGGCUGGGCAUGCCCAAGCUGAGCGAUCCCUCGCCGGGACAAACACCAGCAGACGUCAGCAAGGCACUCGGAGGCGCCGGCUCUGUUCUCCGCCCGAUCCCGCAACAACAGGACGACGACUCCGAGGACCCUCAAGUCGAACUGGAAUACAAGGACCUGUGGGAUCAAUUCCACACGUACGGGACGGAGAUGGUCAUCACCAAGUCCGGAAGACGGAUGUUUCCGAGCUUUAAAGUGAAGGUAUCUGGACUAGACAAGCGAGCCAAGUACAUCUUCCUCAUGGACAUCGUGGCAGCUGACGACUGUCGCUACAAGUUUCACAACUCGCGCUGGAUGGUGGCCGGGAAGGCCGACCCGGAGAUGCCCAAACGCAUGUACAUCCACCCCGACUCCCCGGCCACAGGAGAGCACUGGAUGUCCAAAACCGUGUCCUUUCACAAGCUCAAACUCACCAACAACAUCUCGGACAAACACGGUUUUGUAAGUCUCCCUCAAACAAUUCUCAAUUCGAUGCAUAAAUACCAACCACGGUUCCACAUCGUGAAGACCAACGACAUCAUGAAGCUUCCCUACUGUCACUUCCGCACCUAUGUCUUCAGGGAAACGGCGUUUAUUGCAGUCACAGCCUACCAGAACGAAAAGAUCACCCAGUUGAAAAUCGACCACAAUCCUUUUGCCAAGGGGUUCCGAGACACCGGUGCCGGCAGACGUGGUGAGAAAAGGAAACACCUCCAUACUUUCGGCCACCAACAUCCCGGGUUUCUGGAGGAAGGGCAUUCUAGUGAUUUGGAGACCGUAGAUUGCGGGGACACAGUAACGGAAAAGGAGCCGAGACUUGAAAGUCGGCCGCCUUUGUCUCCGAAAGAGCCAGCGUCACCGGUUGUUGAAGGGAGUCCAUCGGUAGGCGCCAAUUACAGAACAGAGCCGGGCUCCCGCCCAUUCGCCACCUGCUCGGGCGAUGAAGGCAGCGAACAGCAGGAGAGACCUGCGUCACUUCACACGCACAAGGGCAACUGCACGGAGACCAACAAGUCCGCGCAGGAAUGUCACCGGAGGGACGCACCGCCGCACUGUGGGAACGAGAUCAGACCAGGCACCGCCGCACUCAGGGAAGGAGAGGAGAGAGGCGCCCACGGUGGUGGUGGCGCGUCGGACAAAGAAAACGGAGAACAUCAUCACAACGAAAAGACAGAAUCACAACAACAACAACAACGAGAAAAGAACCUGGAGAAAAAAGCCGUCCAUCAUAACAAUAAAGAAAGUAGUAGCGAGAAGUCGGAAAGCAACAACAACAACAAACUCCCCACCUCCUCCUCUCUCCCCUCGCCCUUGUCAGCCAUGAACCCCGGCUCGUCCCACAUGGGCAGGAUCCACCCAUCCCAGCUACAAGGACUAGCUAGCAUGUACCCAUACCAGCUCCUGUCGGGAGGACACGGCUUGCCCAACCGACCCCCGUUUCUGUUCCACCCCUCGCAGCUGGCCAUGAGCGGCGGAGGCAUGCCCCAGUUCCCCAUGAACCCGUUCCUGGCCUUCCCCGUGCCGCAUUCCGGGAUGAACGGGGCGACUCAGCCCCUCAGCUCGCCGACACACCCCCUCCUGGCGUCUCAAGGCUACCCGUUCUUCGGCAUGUCUCCUCAAGGAUACACCGCCCUUCUGGACGGCUCCAUCUUCAACCCGGGCUUCUCCUUCCCUCAGGCCGCCGAGCUCCACAAACGUGCAAUGGCCGGGGCGCGACACCCGCUGCGGUUCUCUCCCUACCCCCUCUCCGCUACCUCCACCACCAUGGUCACCACGGGUUCUCCCGUGGUCUGCCCGGGCAUUCCGUCUCGGACGGACGCGUCGUCGUCGUCGGACGCGCCGCGGGAGUCGCCGUCGUCCUCGUCGUCUCCCGGCGUCAGAAAGAACACGAGUCCCAAGCGGGCGUCGUCCCCGCCGACGCGUACGUCCGUGUCAGCGCCGGAGGUGUCCAGCGAGCUGCAGAACAUUCAGAAACUCGUGAGCGGGCUGGAAAAACAACAGGAGCAACUCGCGGUGGAGACUCUGACCAAGCUUACCGAGCAGAGCAAGUUGCAGUAGUAGUCUCUAAAAGUGUGGGUCUACUAAAGUGAACACUAGAACACGUGGACGAGAGAGAGAACACACGAAGAGAACACUUGUGUCCUACAAGACGCUCGACUAACGGUAACUCAAGCUUCAGUCUCUUUAAUUGUCGUGUGAUCUGUAUGAUAUUUUAUGGGUAGAAAAUGUCGUGAGAAUAUCCCCUCUCUUCCCUGCACGAUCGGAAUUUUGACUAUCCACUGCCUGUAAUAUCGGUGGCGUGCCUGUGUUCUAUCUGCCGCGGUAUCAACACGGCGUGUCAGUUUCACAAACAUAAGACAGGCGUUUCUGGUGACGCCAUCGGGAAAUUGGACAAGUCUAUGUGUAGCUCCCAGCGUCGGAUGUAAUUAUGUUCAUCGUGAUUACGAUUCUGUAUCAAUCAGAGACACUCAGAGAGAUCCCUGUUUUGUGGAAAGAUAGAAGAAAAAAAAAAACAGUUGUGUUCUACGUAACGUGGGGAAUUUGCCAAAUAGAAGUUGAAAAAAAUGUCAGUUAUUGAUAGAGAUGAAAAGAAAAAGUGUAAAACGUCGUAGCCACAUAAGACGAUGAAAAAGUCAGUAUGUAUGUAUGUAUGCACCUGUAUGUAAGAAUGCUAUUGUUGUGUUGCAUAUUAUAUUAUAACUAUAUUUGUAAAUACGGAAGCAUAAUGUCGGGGAUGUGUUAUUUCUGAUGUCCCUUACUCUACGGAGACGGGGCGUGUUGACUGUUGUUCAGACGCGCCCCUAUGUGUAUGGCCGGUACUACACUUUAGUCUUUACCCCGGGGCUGUUGUACAAGGGCCGGGCUCGUCCUGUGCUUUUUACCCCAGUCUUGUAAUCAAAACAGAAACGCAUUUACUCCUCAUGGGCUGGCCCCAAAAAACGGAAACAGAACCUCACUAUAAAGCUAUCCAGGGUCAAUUCCCGCCUUUUUUAUUAUUUGUUCGUCGUUAAAAACUUUAUUUAUGGUGCCUGCCGGCGGCAAGUAUAUUGUCACAAGCGAGUGUUUCUGUAGUCAGAUCGUUUACGCCAAUAAAACGCUCGUGAAGAUGGUCCGAA